AUGUGGGGUAAAGGCAUUCUGCUGGGUCUCUGGUGGCCAUGUGAUGUUCAUCGUCACUCUAGAAAACAAUACAUACUGAUCGAUACCCACCAUUGGCCGAAAAUUGGUUUAACCAUGGAUGACAGGGAAAUUGAACAAGUGUAUCAGUUUUUAAAAGCACAAAUAGUGCCGUCCGAAGGGCAAGGCUCCAAUGAAGAAGAGGAAGAAAAAAAAACCAACGGUGAUGAAUUUACCAGUCUCGACGAAAUGCAACGGCUCAUCGACUUAGAUGCAACAUAUAAUUCGGAUUCUCAACUACAAGACUAA
Didymodactylos carnosus is the source of this 306-nucleotide messenger RNA. NCBI's taxonomy places the organism in Eukaryota, Metazoa, Rotifera, Eurotatoria, Philodinida, Philodinidae. The record is from the annotation of a GenBank genome assembly.